GCUGGAGCUUGUGGGCGUGGCUAUGUGCGCCCUGCUGCCAUGGCGACGAGGGAGCGAGGCUGCCGUCGGCCCCGUACCCUUGGCGACUUUUUCCGCUCCUUACUACACAACCACCCGGAAGCAAAAUCUGGUGAAGCCCGGAAGUGCUUCAGAUCGUGGCAAUUGGGUCCUGGGCGGCGACGAGGAAGAAAGAUGCGGCUGAGGCUGAGGGUGGAGCGGCUCCCGGCGGCGACCUGCCUCACGGCGCUCCUCUCGCUCCUGGCCUCCGGGCCGGGCCUGCUGCCGUGGGGCGGCGCGGGAAGGGGCCUGCCCGGAGAGCCCCCCUCGGCCCUCUCGCUGCGCCCCGAGGCGGUGUGGGAGGGGCAGGUUUAUCGGCUGGUGACCUACAUCUUUGUGUACGAGAAUGUGAUCUCCUUGGCCUGCGGCGCUGUCGUCAUUUGGUACUUUGCCAGCAGCUUUGAGAAGACCAUGGGCACCGCGAGGCACUGUUUCUUCACCGUGGCCUUUGCUGUUUCCUUAGCUUUGCUCUACCUGAUGCUCAGGACUGCCCUUUCCAGGCUGUGGGAGGUGCCGGACGCCAAAGGCUUCAUGCCGGUGGCUUUUGCCAUGCUGGGGGCAUCCAUCGCCCGCUCCCGGAUGAGGAGGACACUGCUCUUUGGGGUCAACCUCCGCGUGGCACUGGUGCCCUGGGUCCUGCUCGGUGUGGCCUGGUUUAUCCCAAGCUCCUGCCUCCUGGGGAACUUCUGCGGCCUCUUAAUUGGAGACAUUUAUGGUUACGGCUACUGCUUCGGCGCAGAGCUCCCUGACUCGACCGUCUCUCGCCUGGACCAAACGUUCCCUUUCCGACUGCUGAAGAGAAUCCCGGGGGUGAAGUACAUUCCGGGGUCCAUCGCGGAAAGAAGGGCUUCUCAGAGCAGGAAGCUAAACCUGGUGCCCGGUUCUUAUCCCACUCAGAGCUAUCCCAGCUCUCCUUCUCCUACCGUGCUUCCUGUUCACAUGCAGCAUCCUGGCGCACGGCCUCCUGGAUCUCCGCCACAGCACCCCUCCACUCCUGGACUGAACCAAAGCCCAGGUGCCCUUGGAGAGUCCUGCCUCCAGCCCCAUUUCCACUCUCCGCCAGGAUCCGCCUCGCAGCACCUCGGCGGGUCUGAGUCACGGGUGCCCCAGAGGACGGACUGCGCCGGCGUCCCUCAAGCACCUGGAUUUCUAGCUGCAGGGCCAGCUUCAGAAUCAGCAGAGGUUUGCCGAGUUCACGUAGGCUGAAACUCCUGGACUGGACUGCCCUUCAGGUCAUGCGAGGGUCGGCUGUCCCUCCAAGACGGGAGUCUCUCCCACGGGGAUGAAGGUUAUUGAGGUCCUAAACUGCCUGCACCCAGCGUGUCUUGUGCCGUCUCCUGAGGCUCAAGUGAUGAUCUUCUCUUCACUUGUUCAUCGAUGUCACACGGGGCUUCACAAGUUCAGGGGCUCAAGGCCACGUCUGAGCAAUCUUGGAAAAUGAUUUCACGUGAUUUGUCUUUGGGAGACUGUGGCUGGCUGGGCUGGGCUUGUUAAAUAUCUACUGUGCCUUUUUUAUAUAUAUAUGUACACCUAUUUGUCUUGAAUUGUUACCAGCCCUGAAUUUUUGGAACGGGGCAUCCCAACUGAGCAUGUGACUUCAUUAUGGCCCGGAAAAAUGUCAGCUAGAGCCUGGUUGAACUGCUUGGUACUGUGGUCUCUGAGAUUACCAUCCUACAGAGAGGUGUUGUGCCGGCAUCCCCCCACAUCAGGGACUGUGGCCUAAAGCUCUGGUGUGUUCUUCCUUCUUUGCUCCUAAUAAAAAUUCUCAUCUCA
Rhineura floridana is the source of this 1830-nucleotide messenger RNA. It is a transcript of the gene RHBDD2, whose product is annotated as rhomboid domain containing 2. The transcript is spliced from 4 exons. Gene Ontology annotation, molecular function: serine-type endopeptidase activity. Gene Ontology annotation, cellular component: membrane. NCBI's taxonomy places the organism in Eukaryota, Metazoa, Chordata, Lepidosauria, Squamata, Rhineuridae. The record is from RefSeq and is a predicted model, not a curated record. The coding region runs from base 40 to 1263 and encodes 407 amino acids.